AUGUCGGACCAACCUGCUCUAGGAAUGGCCCUACCGGGCCUCAAAAUAGAUACAUAUGCUGUCUCCUCCAAUUUACAGGGCUGUGAGGGGGUCUCUGAAGCUUUUGCUAUCGAGAUCGAAGGAAAGGUUUAUGCUUUCAUAGCACCAGAAACACUCGACAUUCAAAGCAUUGAAAAAACGGUCACGUCCACUUUGGACGAGAACCUCGUUCGCCCGGCUGGUUACUACGCUAUUGCGCAGAUGCCGUAUACGCCAAAGGGUCAGAUCGAUGAAGGAGAGUUGGCGGCCAGAUUCAAAGGAUAUGAGAAGUCCACAGACGAUUUACUACCCCUACCACCAAAGGUCUAUUGCAAGGAACUCGACUCCAAGAUCUCAUCUUCCGCAUCCAGUGUAUGCUCCAAGGGCCUUCCCGAGAAUACAUCAUGGCAGGAUCAGUACUUGGAAAGCCAACUGCCAGAGAAGCAGCUCGCCAGGCCACUCCGCAAUUUGCGAUACAUCAGCAUGAUCAUUUACCGACGUAUAUUUGCGAUUAUCUUCAUUGCCAACUUGAUUCCUUUCUGCUGGCUCCUUUAUAAGGGAACCAACUGUACUACUCUCGCCACUGCCGUCAGCGCCAACUUGUUGCCUUCGACACUCAUUAGAAAUGAUAAUGUCGUCAACGCACUGUUCUGGAUGGCGAGUUGGGUUCCACGAUCCUGGCCUCUUUGGAUUCGUAAAAAUGCGGCAAAGGUCUACCACUUGGGCGGUAUCCACAGCGGAUGCGCUGUUUCUGCAACUUUCUGGUUCGGUUUCUUGGUUGUUCAGGCCAGCUUCGAUGCAUUCCGUCCCAGUCUCGUCGACCCAUCCCGCAAAAUGAUCUCGACUGCCACUUUGGGUGUCACAUACGCUAUCAUGCUCCUCUUCACCAUCAUCCUCACAUUCGCCCAUCCAAGCAUCCGUAGAAAGAUCCACAACCAGUUCGAGCAAACCCACAGAUUUUCCGGCUGGACUGUUUUGCUUUUCUUCUGGGUCUUGACUUUCCUCCUUAUCAACGAUUUCACCGGUCCAAAGAUGUCUGUCACUAUGGUCACCAUGCACACUCCUGGAUUCUGGAUUCUUAUCAUCAUCACUCUCUCGAUCGCUUCCCCAUGGCUCCACCUCAGGAAAGUUAAUAUCGUUCCAGAGAAGCUCUCCGAACAUGCUGUCCGUCUCCACUUCGACUACCGCAACAACCCAGUUCCAGGAUCUUUCGUUCGUCUCUCUGACAAGCCACUUAUGGAAUGGCACGCCUUCGCUACCAUUGCCGUCCCUAACCGCAAUGGCUUCUCUGUUGUCGUUAGCAGAGCCGGUGAUUGGACUAGCAAGUACAUCGCCAAUCCUCCUACAAGAAUGUGGAUACGUGGUAUUCCAACUCGUGGUGUCAUGAACGUCGCACACUGCUUCAACAGUGUCGUUGUUGUUGGUACUGGUUCUGGAAUUGGUCCUUGUCUCCCAGUUCUUCUCGCUGCUGCAAAGAAUGGUAUCAAGGUCCGAGUUCUCUGGUCUACUCCUAAGCCACAAGAGACAUUUGGUAGCGAAAUCGUCAACGGUGUUACCACUGCUGAUCCCAAUGCCAUUAUCUGGGAUACCAGAGUCAAGGGCAAGCCUGAUAUGGUCAAGCUUGUUUGGGGACUUGUUCAAGAAUCUCAAGCCGAAGCCGUUGUGAUCAUCAGCAACCCAGCUUUGACUAAGAAGGUUGUGUACGGCAUGGAAUCCCGAGGUGUGGCUGCGUACGGUGCCAUCUGGGACUCUUAA
This is a messenger RNA of Orbilia oligospora ATCC 24927, 1773 nucleotides long. RefSeq lists its product as uncharacterized. Lineage: Eukaryota; Fungi; Ascomycota; Orbiliomycetes; Orbiliales; Orbiliaceae. The transcript is spliced from 3 exons. The record is from RefSeq and is a predicted model, not a curated record. Bases 1 to 1773 code for a protein of 590 amino acids.